This is a messenger RNA of Chanos chanos (milkfish), 1152 nucleotides long. It is a transcript of the gene snapc2, whose product is annotated as small nuclear RNA activating complex, polypeptide 2. The transcript is spliced from 5 exons. The coding region runs from base 1 to 1152 and encodes 383 amino acids. Gene Ontology annotation, biological process: snRNA transcription. Gene Ontology annotation, molecular function: RNA polymerase II general transcription initiation factor activity. The record is from RefSeq and is a predicted model, not a curated record. NCBI's taxonomy places the organism in Eukaryota, Metazoa, Chordata, Actinopteri, Gonorynchiformes, Chanidae. Gene Ontology annotation, cellular component: nuclear body.
AUGAAGCCACCAUCUCGUCGUCGUGUUCGGCCCUCGCGUUUUGCAGUUGUGAAGAAGACUGAACAAAAACAAAAACGAGAAGUUACUGCGUGGAAUCGGCAAGAACAGCGCCAAUUCUUGUAUGGUCUGAAAAAGUUAGCCUUAGGCAACAGUGACCUUGAUCUCUCAGUUCUGCAGAAGAGGGUACCAAAGCGCUCCAUUCUGGAGAUUGAGAGCUUCAUUAAAUCUUUGAAGAACCGUGUUGUGCAGAGAGUGUCCCUGCAAGUGCACAAGCAGAAGAGGGAGGAGCGUAAAGCUAAAGUACCCAUUGAAGUCUGGGCAGAACUUGCUCAGCGGAUAGCUGGGUCCCAUGGGGAUAGCAUCUCUGCUGCUUUCACUCAGAUGCUUGUUAUUGCUGCUACUGAGCCCCAGAGUUUCGUCCACUCUGAUCCCCCUCGUCCUAUCAAUGCUCCAGCCCCCCUCUCCACCAGCCUCCGCACUGUCCCCUUAAGGCCUAUGCUCAGGACUCAGCAAGGGUCCAGAUUACCUUCUGCUUCUCCCCCGCUCAUCUUACCCAAGCAGUCCCAUCAGAUCUCUGAAGCCACGACUGUUGCAACAAGUCCCCACGCUGGAGCUCGAUUUCUGGUGUCUUCUCCACUUGCUCAGCCGUCAUCCUCGACAGCUUUGAAUGAUCGUUCUAAAGGGUUACUUCAGGGCAGCACAACAUGCAGUGCAUCUGCGUAUAACAUACUGCAGACACUGGACAGUACAGCAAAUUCUAAUCAGACCGUUAUGAAAUCAGCAUUAGCUACCUGCACACAAAGCACCAAAACUGGACCAGCAUUGCUGUCACUUCCUUCCAAUUCUAAACAACAGUCUAAAGAAACCCAAGACAUCCAGCCAACACCAGUCGGGCUGAAGUGGAUUGUGGAUUUCAGUAAGAUGUAUAGAUUUCUUAGCACUAUCAACAGUAAUACAGGAGAGCUCUCUCUCAGCGCAAUGGAGAGUGCUGUGUUGUUAGAUCUUCUGAUGUCUUUGCCUGAAGAGCUCCCCCUGCUGGAUUGUAAGGAACUGCAGCAUCACUUUCUUCAGGUCUACUCAGGCUUAACCUCGUCUACAGAGGUGCCAGGCUCAGCUCUUUGUACGGCUCAGGGGCUGCAGUUGAAAGCGUAG